Molecule: messenger RNA, 960 nt
Organism: Styela clava
Lineage: Eukaryota; Metazoa; Chordata; Ascidiacea; Stolidobranchia; Styelidae
Source: RefSeq, a predicted model, not a curated record
AUGGAGCUGGAAAUAAAAAUAUCGGAAGGAAAAGAAAGAGUACAUGAGUUACAAAAUAAGCUACAACUCUUGCGUGAAUCUAGAGAAGAAAUGUUAAAAUUGAACGACAAAAAUUUUCAACAAACGCUAAUCAUUGAUUACCAAAAAUCUUGGCCAGAAUUCGAUCGAAAAUUAAUUGCUUUCAUUGAUGACGAAAGUCUUAGAAAGGUUAGUUUAAAUGAUAUCAGCCAAGGAAGAGUUCAAAAAAAUUUGUGCUGGACAAGGUACAAUGCAACGCAAACAAAAAAAUCUAUAUUGUCAGAUGUGGGACAAUUAUAUCCCUGGUUGAUUCUGCAGCCAGUGCGUAUGGAAAUUCACUCGAUAUCACCUGACGUUGUUCAAUUUUACGACAUAAUUUCAGAAGAAAACAUUGAGCUUCUCAAAUCUCUUUCUAUGCACCAAUUAGCAUCUGCUAAAACGAUGGCUCGUGAAACAAAAAUUGAUGUUGAGAGUCCCCGAGUAGCUCACCACUGUUGGUUAUCGAAAACGAACAACACUGUUCUUGAAUAUCUCGACGUAUUGGUUUCAGCAAUCACUGGGUUUUAAGUUUCAAAAUCAGCUGAGCAGCUUCAAGUUGCAAACUAUUGCAUUGGAGGACAUUAUGAACCACACACAGAUUACUUGGAUUACUCUGCUGAAGGAGAACUCAAAUCAAGCAAUCGCAAAGCUACAUUUAUGUUCUAUUUAUCAAAUGUUGCACAGGGAGGGGCAACCGCCUUUCUUUACCCAGGAAUUGCAGUCCACCCGAUUAAAAGAAGUGCUGUUUUCUGGAAUAAUCUCCUGCCUUCUGGCCAGCCAGAUAAUAAAACAACCCAUGGAAGUUGCCGUAUACUUGGAGACAAGUGGGUAGCUAAUAAAUGGAUAAGAGAGACAAGGAAUGAAGUAUGUAAAAUGACAGAGUAUAUCGGAAGAUUGCAUUAA